AUGAGAUGGGGCAUCCUCUUCUCCCACCCACGGGACUUCACCCCCGUCUGCACCACAGAGCUUGGCCGGGCAGCAAAGCUGGCACCCGAGUUCAGCAAGCGCAAUGUGAAGAUGAUUGCCCUCUCCAUUGACAGCGUGCAAGAUCACCUCUCCUGGAGCAAGGACAUCAACGCGUACAAUGGGGAGCAACCCGAGGAGAAACUCCCCUUCCCGAUAAUUGCUGAUGCGAACCGGGAGCUUGCUGUCAAGCUGGGCAUGCUGGACCCAGAUGAGCGGGACAAGGAUGGCAUGCCCCUGACUGCUCGCGUGGUGUUUGUUUUUGGCCCGGAUAAGAAGCUGAAACUCUCCAUCCUGUACCCAGCCACCACUGGAAGAAACUUUGAUGAGAUCCUGAGAGUGGUGGACUCCCUGCAGCUGACAGCAUACAAGAAGGUCGCUACCCCUGUGGACUGGAAGCCUGGUGACAGCGUCAUGGUCGUGCCCACCUUACCUGACGAGGAAGCCAAGAAGCUCUUUCCCAAAGGAGUCUUCACGAAGGACCUCCCAUCGGGCAAGAAGUACCUGCGUUACACCCCGCAACCGGAGUGAGCGGGUCUGCCCAUCCGUCCUGCCGGGCUGCAGGUCAUUCGGCAUCAGGAGCCUUCCCUGUGGCCAGCUCCUCCUUCCCUGACACUGCACCAUCAAUCAGCAGCCUCGUACUGUCACACUGAUGGUACAUCACAAUACUAAACCAAUCCUCCCCAUCCCUUUCAUCCCUCA
This is a messenger RNA of Charadrius vociferus (killdeer), 759 nucleotides long. RefSeq names its product peroxiredoxin 6 (gene PRDX6). Gene Ontology annotation, cellular component: mitochondrion; cytosol. The record is from RefSeq and is a predicted model, not a curated record. Gene Ontology annotation, molecular function: peroxiredoxin activity. NCBI's taxonomy places the organism in Eukaryota, Metazoa, Chordata, Aves, Charadriiformes, Charadriidae. The coding region runs from base 1 to 588 and encodes 195 amino acids. Gene Ontology annotation, biological process: cellular oxidant detoxification; cell redox homeostasis. The transcript has 5 exons.